This is a messenger RNA of Cotesia congregata, 582 nucleotides long. Lineage: Eukaryota; Metazoa; Arthropoda; Insecta; Hymenoptera; Braconidae. The record is from the annotation of a GenBank genome assembly.
AUGUGGAUUACACUAACUCCAAGGCUAAAAAAAGGCUUAGAAAUAGUAGAACAGCUGGAAAACUCAAAAUUCCGUCAGCUGGUAAGCCAUAUCUGUCAAGGACUCCACUCAGAAAGUGACAAAAUUUUCAGCGAAGAUGAAGAGGAAAAACUUAUGCUGUCUCUCAAUUUAAAAAAAGAAAAUCUGAGUUUAUUGCUUGACACAAUAACUUUUGUUUACACUCAAGCCGGGUUCAGCAUGGUCGAGUCAGCUGAGAUGGAAAGUUUUAUGAAAUCAUGCUUUGGAAUUUCCGACGACAAAAUCUCAAUAUUUGUCAACACUUGGACAACUUAUUCCCAGCAAAUAAUUGAAGUGUUGCGUCGUAAAUCUGUAUUUCCUAAUCAAGUCCACGAUAUUAAUUGGAGUUUCAAUAUCCAAGCAUCUUCUCCAGCCCACGCUGCUGACAAUAAACCAGUCUUAUUAUUGCAAUUAAACACCACCGGAGAAUCCAAACCUCUUACAGUAGAAAUGGACAAGCCGAGCUUAUCAGACUUGUACGAAAAUUUAGAAAAAAUUCAACGCCAGCUCGACGCUCUCAAUUAA